UCAUGCAUGACAAACUGGCUAAUUUUGAGAGACGCCAUCAACCUCGAAUGAUCAACUUCUCCAUCUGUUUAUCACCUUUGAUUACAUAUUUGAUCACUUCAUGUUAAAGAAAUAGGCACCCAUUUUCAUUUCAGUCUCUCUCUUCCUCUCUGUUUUUUGUAUCUAAUGGGGAAUGCAACAUCUUGUGCUCCGUCAAUCAUCUCAUCAAAUGGAGUAGUGAAAGUCUUGUUCUCUGAUAAUGGCAAUUUGCAAAUCUACACGAAGCCAGUUAAAAGCAGCAUAGAGCUCAUGCUAGAGAACCCUGGACAAUUUGUUUGUGAUUCUGCUAGUCUAAAAGUUGGUUAUAGAAUUCAUGGUCUAUCAGCUAAUGAUGAGCUAGAGAGGCGCCAACUCUACUUAUUUGUUUUGCCCACGGAGCUUCUCUACUCGGUGCUAACACAUGAGGAACUGAGCUCUCUCACUUAUAAGGCUACCAAGGCACUGAAGUAUAACAAUUUUGGCAAGAUUUUUCCAGUCCUCAGUGAGUUUUGCAUUUUCCCUUCAGAAGGGAAAACAACGGAUAGUAUGGCCACAGAGCCACAGCCUAUGGAGAGGUAUUCCAAGCAAAGAUCAUGGAAGCCUGCCUUGGAAACCAUUGUUGAAACUCCUUGUAGGCGGCCUUGAUCAGCGUGUAUGGUUCUUCUUUUUCUUCUUUCAAUUUCCUUCUUUUGUUUUUUUAGGAUUUUUUUUGCUGACAUUAUGAGUAGAUUAUUAGCAACAUGUGCGCCUGUCAAGUUCAUUAUUGUAGUAUAAAUUCUCCAGCUGUUUAUCCUCCAAAACAAAGAGAAGAUCAUUGCGCUAGAAUUACAACAAACCUGAUGCAUUUUAAAUGUUGCUGCUCUAUAUAUAAUGUAAAAUCUCGGGUUUGUAGAAAUUUAAAUAUUCUCAAAUGUAA
Populus nigra (black poplar) is the source of this 934-nucleotide messenger RNA. RefSeq lists its product as uncharacterized. Lineage: Eukaryota; Viridiplantae; Streptophyta; Magnoliopsida; Malpighiales; Salicaceae. The coding region runs from base 166 to 663 and encodes 165 amino acids. The record is from RefSeq and is a predicted model, not a curated record. The transcript has a single exon.